GAACGCGUCGCGGUGACCCGCCACCGUUGCCGCUCGUUCGCGCGUCGUCGUCGUUCGUCGGACUGUCGGAGACAUCGAAAUCGUGACUCGCGCAGCCCGCGGCUUCGACUCUCGAGACUCUCAAGAGGAGCGUUUGCCAGUUUGCAACUCGCCCCGCGUCCCCGUACACUCCCUCCUCCCCAACGCGUCGGGGACAAUACACACGGAUCGGGGUUGUCACCGCCAGGGUUGUUAUCGAGGCCGGAACAUUUUGACGUGCUGAACCACCUGCCAGAAAACAUGGAAAUAUCCAAGAGCCUGCAAGAGGAGAUCUUGGAUGUGCAACAGGAAUUGCAGAAAGCGAUAUUUGAGCAUCAGAUGUGCGUAGAAAAGUUGAAGGAUGACCCAAAUAAUUCAGACAUUCUCGGGCAGAUAAAAAAGAUUCAGGUGCACAUCGUCUCUCUGGGAAGAUGCCAGAAACAGAUCGUGCAGCGACUGCGCAAAGAAGUGGACGCGUUCAAGGCAGACAACGCGAACGGAUCGAAAGUUUCUGUACCAUUUCUCCUCGGAUUGAACAACAACAAUCACAUUACGAACAAUAAUGAAACAAAGCAUGAAGCGACCGCUAAUGGUUUCGGAACGAAGGAGAACUAUGAAAAAGUUGUUAGAAAUGGCGAUGUUCAUCAUUCGCACCUACGAGAUAACGAUUGUGCGAAAUUACGUCCCAGCUCGGUGGAAACCGUUUCCGGCGAGGACGACAUCAUUGAGGUGCCGUUGGACGAAAAUUCUGAUAUCACGCAAGAAAAUAUGCAAAAAGAAAAGGAGAUACAAAUAAAGGAGGUACAAAAGAAGGAAAUACAACAGGAGAAGGUGCAAAUGAAGGAGGAAAUGCAAAAAGAGGAGGUGCAAAACGAAGAAAUGCAAAAGGAGAUAAAAAAGGAGGAGAUGCAAAUGAAAGAAGUGCAAAAUGAAUACAUUGAAUUCACACAUUCGGCCGAAAAGUGCUACUAUCUAAAUUGCCUCGGGCUUAUUACCAAAUCCAAAUUCAUCGAACUGCAAAAUAGGAGAGUGGAAAGAAAACGUCGUAGCACGGCAAAUCCGCAUUUUGUAUAUUCUAUGCUCGAGCAACCAUCCAAACGAAGGAGGUAUUCUUAUUUAUCUGGAAAUCCACCUCACACUCGGCAGACGACUGCACGUAUGAACGGUCCAUCGUCACCACUUAACAAAACUCAGCUAACCAAACCUACCUCGCCAUCGGAACAAACGAAGCCGUUGGUCCCAGUCCAAAAAUCUACUACCAGGCCAAAUAUCCUCAGAAACGCGGAGAGCAAAGUCUUCGUGAAUAAAAGCAAAGUAGAAGACAAUCAAACGCGAUUGUCUGUAUCUAGUGCCAAAUCUGUUCAGUCGGUAGGUAGCAAGGCUGUUCACAUACCUGGAUUACCGUCUAGCUUGACCAUCGAAAGGAUAGGGAGUGACUCUAUCGUAUGCAUCUGUUGUGAAAAUCCAGGUUCAUUAACGUCGUGUAAGAAUUGCUCAAGUAAUUAUCACGUUUCGUGUCAUACUCGACCAGCGCCUCCAUCUAGGAUCUGUCCAAAAUGUGUUUCAGCAAUAAAGGAGGAAGAAGACAUCGAAAAAGAUGAAGAAGAGGAGGAACAAUUGGAAGGCGAGAACAAAUUUCAUUUCAAAAAGGACGAAAAAUUCGCUACAACAGCGAAUGCAUCAGGAUUUAUUGGGCAAGCAAGAGAAGACUCAGAAAUCUAUAAAGCGUCUGGUGGAUUUUAUAAAGUUGAUGCAACUCAGACCAAACACGUCCUCCCCACUGUCUUCGGCGUCAACCAGCUGCCUGCAUCAACCUUCCUCAUCCCAAUCACCAACAAUAUCUCCGCCACAAACAUUAACCAAUCAGAAGACAGCAAAUUCUUUGAUGCUGAAUACCGAGUACAAGACACCGCACAUCGUAACCAUCACGUCAUCAGUCAUCACUCACGACCAAGCAUCGCCUACGUCCAAGAAGACCAGGUGUCCCACUCCUAUCAAUUGCCCAAUACCAUCCAGCCAGAAAAGCAUCAAUCAUACCUCAUCGUUAAGAAAAUCGCCGAGUCGACUGGAAGGUCCAAUCAGUCUCCUGGCGGUGAAACCGAAGACCAAAAUCACUCCGCAGUUUUCAACUACCAAUUGCCGACCAGUUGCAACACUACCAUUCAGAGCGCUGUGCUCCAACCCGUCGUCACCCAUUCCCUGUUCUACGAUCGUGACAACAAUAAGAAACAAACCAAUCGUGCAGUCCCACUCCAUGUCACCAUAUCAAAAUUGUCAAAUUCUCUUCACUCCAUCUCAAACGACCAUCAGCUGGACCGAGCAACCCUCAAUGGUAGGAAACCCUGGGCCAAACUUACACGCGGCAAACUCUGUGUUAAUCAGUCAGCCAGAUCAGCCACAGAAAUCCUACUGUCUUCUUACGGCGACCCCGAGAAUAGUGUCACCGAGCAACAACGGCCAAGAUCAGCUGGAUCUGCGGAGAAAGCUACAACAACGGCGAAUCUCAGUCGUGAGAAGUACCGAUCAAGAAAUUUCAUCCACUCACUGUUCUCAGGCCAUAAUAAGUCCCAUACCGUCACCAGUCGUGCACGUGAGUCACGAAGCCCAAACGAUCGAGACUGUCCGCUCUUGCGACAGCAACUCUGCCGUGAAGAACAUGAACUGGAGCUACACGAGCAAUCAGACAGCAAGCCAGCAGCAGUCCAGCUCCAGCGGCGCGCUCUCACACGAUUCUUCGAGCACGUGAAAUUGGAAGAAGCGCAUAUAUCAGCGCCAUUUAGAACAAAGCUAGCACACAAGAAUGAGAUCAGUGAUAAUGACGAAAUUGCCCGAGAGGACAGUCCGUGCGACGAACAGUACGAUAACGAUGGUGCCAUUGCUGAAACUCCACUAUUGACGUCAUGCGACGUUUUGGACGAGGACCGUUUAAUCAUUCCCGUUCCUUGGCUAGACGCUGACUCAAAAAACGCCUGUGAUGACAUCGUCGCGAAUAAGGUAUCCGUUCGUCGUCUUUCGGACGUAGCCUUGACGCAACCUAAUGAUUAUACCGGCUAUGAACUCGUUCGUAUUAACUCGCGAUCGUCAGUAACUCUACGACAUUCGGUGGAAUGCGAAGACGAUCGACCAACAAUAGCGGCGGCGGCAGCGGCACUGCGCAUACAAAGUAAUCUUUCGGAGCUUUGUAAUGAGGUCUCAGUUCCUGACGAUAAGGCUGACACCGAGAGACAAGACUUACCCAGUGGUAGGCAGUUGAGAAGCAGAAGUAAUAGCAGCAGUAGCAGCAGCAGCAGCAGCAGUAACAGCAGCAGCAGCAGCAGCAACAGCAAUAGCAGCAGCAGUGGUCAUAGCGACACCCCAGAGCAAGCGAUGAACGUGAAUGAUCUCUCAAACGAUUUUAAUAUUCUGGCUAAGAUGGGCUUCGUUUCUCCGGGGGGAAAAGACGAGGAGCAAGUCGGCGAUGAGUCGGCGACGGAGAGUGAGACUGAUGCCGCCACUGAUUAGACAUAGUUAGGAUAAUUAUAUUGACGUUAGGGCUCCUGAUUCUAUGUUGAAUUUUGAGUACGAUUCAAUAGCGAGAACCAUGCAAAAUUUUUUCUUGCACUAUAUAUAUAUGAAGUAAAUUAAUUCCUUCAUCAAUCGUUAUUCAUUUCAAUAAUAUAAAU
Molecule: messenger RNA, 3680 nt
Organism: Atta colombica
Lineage: Eukaryota; Metazoa; Arthropoda; Insecta; Hymenoptera; Formicidae
Exons: 8
Coding region: 280-3519 (1079 amino acids)
Source: RefSeq, a predicted model, not a curated record